Messenger RNA from Prorocentrum cordatum, 974 nucleotides. The record is from the annotation of a GenBank genome assembly. Lineage: Eukaryota; Dinophyceae; Prorocentrales; Prorocentraceae.
AUGGCGAACCAGAAGCAGCGCGAACGCCAAGCUGCAGCUAAGGCCAGGGUCUGUUGGUUCUGCUGGAGUGACCGCACGGGCGAGCGCUGGUGGAAUGACGACUCAGCCUCUGCGUGCAAGCUCCGCAAGAGGCCAAGGGGCAGCUGUUUCCACUCGGUCAAGGGUGCUGGCGGCCCGCCUUCGGUUUCGGUCAAAGAGAAGGCCAAGUCCGAGGAGCUCAGGUCGGAGGUCAAGCGCUUCAAGGCUGAGCUAGCGGAGGCCAACAAGGCAGCAGCAGCGGCCGCGAAAGCUCCUGCCGACGGGCCCAGCAUGGAGGUCGACAAGGGCGAUGCGGAUAGGGACGCAGCUCGGAUCGUCGAGCUCCGCGACCAGAUCGAUGGCCUCGAGAACUUGCCUGACAGCAGUGGGGCGAUUGCUGCCUUGCGCACGGCGGCCGUCAAGGAGCUCAGCGACGGGUCGCAGCCGAUCGCGGUGGUGGAGAAGCGGAAGGCGGCCAAGCAGAAGCACCUGGACGGCCUCCAUCAGCAGAUCGCGGAAUUCCAGCAGCAGCGCCUCGAGGCUGCGAAGGGGCUGGCCGCCAUCCAAGUGGAGUUGGUGGACUUGGAGGCCCAGCGCGCCAAGGUUGCGGCCAACUUUCCGCGGCCCUCCACCGUGGUCGACGGCGCCCAGGCCCCCCUCGACUCGGCGUUUGCCGUCGGUGCGCAUGUCGACGGCCUAGGGCCUAGCUUGAGCAGACGGCCGCCAGUUUCGGUGCUGAUGCUGGCCUCGCGCGCGAGCUCUCUUCGGUCCUGGGGCGCGUCCGCGAGGCGGCAGUCAAGGCCCGGGCUGACGCCGAGGCCGAGGCCGAGGCCGCGCGGCGUCGCGCAGAGGCAGCUGCCCCUGCUGCCGUGCCGGCGCCUGCAGCUGGCGGCGGACAGCAUGGUGGCCCUCCUCCUGGCCCUGGCGCUGGCGGCGCUGAGGCGGCUGCGCCGGAG